Messenger RNA from Rhodamnia argentea, 2067 nucleotides. RefSeq lists its product as uncharacterized. The record is from RefSeq and is a predicted model, not a curated record. Lineage: Eukaryota; Viridiplantae; Streptophyta; Magnoliopsida; Myrtales; Myrtaceae. Bases 1 to 2067 code for a protein of 688 amino acids. The transcript has a single exon.
AUGGCGGUGUUCACACUAACUGUCCAAAUCUUACUCAUUCUCUUCGGCCAAAAGAGAAAGUCCAGCCACAAUCUCAAGCUCAGGAUCGCCGUCUGGUGUGCGUACCUGACUGCAGACUCCGUGGCCACCGUCGCCCUCGGCGUCCUCUCCAGCAAGCUUGGUGACGUGAAAGAGAGAAAUGGUGGUCGUAUCGGCGACAACGACAAGUUGCUCGCAUUCUGGUCCCCACUGCUUCUACUUCUCUUGGGGGGGCCUGACACAAUCACUUCCUAUUCUCUGGAGGACAAUGCUCUCUGGCUCAGGCACUGCCUUGGCCUUGUGGUUCAAACAUCAGCCACCUCAUAUAUCAUCUUCAUGGCCUGGACAAGAUCUUAUCUCUCCUACCUCUCGUCAGUGAUGGCAUUGGUUGGGAUAGUCAAGUACGGGGAGAGAGUGUGGGCUCUUUGGAUGGCAAGCAACGACAAGCUCAAGCAGUCGAUGCUGGCCCUGCCUGAUCCCAGCCCGAAUUACCCCCGUUUCAUGGAUGAGUACACUUUGAAGCAGGCCGAGGGGUAUUACGUCAUGGCCGAUGAGGUGAUAGAGGACCAAGUGCCGGAAGGUAUUUAUAGUAGUGGUGAUGAUCCGGCCAGAGUGAUUGAUUCUGAGGACAUUGGGACAGCCUUUCGCCUACUUCAGAUGUUCAAGCGCCUCUUUGUUGAGUUGAUACUCAGCCAUGAUGAGAGGAAUGCUAGCAAGUCCAUAUUCAAGGCGAUCGGCAAUGACCAUCAGAAAGCAUUUAGGAUCGUUGAGAUCGAGCUCGGGUUCAUCUACGAUUUGCUCCACACAAAGGCAAUGGUGCUUGACACCAAGUGGGGACUCCGGCUCCGCUUGUUCACUUUCUCGACCACUCUGUUGGUUUUGGUGCUCUUCUCUUGGGCCAAGAAGUCACACCUUUCGAGGGUCGAUCUUUCCAUCACUUACUUGUUGCUGGCCGCCAUUGUUUUCUUCGAGACCUAUUCAAUAUUGAUGCUGAUUUCAUCGGAUUGGUGCGACGUUUGGUUGCGCAAGCACAACAAGACCCGUGUUUUCGGACGUGCCGUGACCUUCAUGAGAUUGCCUAGACAACCCAGGUGGUCACAUUCAAUUGGCCAAUUCAGCUUGCUCAGCUUUUGUAGUAAAGAAAGGCCCUUGGUUUGCGGAAAUGUGCUCGAGUUCUUGACGAUCAGGGAGAAGCUAGAGAAAUAUCACUACACUCUUCAUGAAGACAUGUCCAACGAGAUGAGGGAUUGGAUCUUCCGUCAUGUCAAGGAAGAUCUGCUCUACGUUGAGAAGAAUGACGCGCCCGUCCGCACGGAUAUUCACGAGUCUCUCGCUACGCUACUCAAAGGUUAUGGCCUCGCUCAAGCUGAGUGGGCCACCGAGGGGGAUUUCGACAAGGUUGUCCUAACUUGGCACAUUGCCACCGAACUAUCAUACUACUCAGAUCAAGAGGAAGGGCAGAGCGAAUCCGAACUCCCUCAUUUUCGGGCGGGCAAGCUUCUCUCCAGGUACAUGUUUUAUCUUCUGGUCAUGUACCCUUCUAUGCUACCCAGUGGAAUCGGAGAAAUAAGGCUACGCGACACUUUCGCCGAGGCUUUAAAGUUCUUUGAGGAUCACCAAGUACCCAGUUCAGAACCGAAUGGAAAGCCCAAUUGGUGGAUAAAAAAUCAAGUGAUCAAUAGAGGGAAGAGAAAUGAAAUGAGCUCGUAUCUUCAGCGAGCUUCUAGAAUGCUGCUAGAGGUGAACACCGAAGUCCCUCCAAGUAAAGUGAAGGGCGGAAAGAGCAAGUCAGUGCUGUUCGAUGGAUGCAGGAUCGUGGCGGAGAUCAGACAGAGGGAAAUACGCAUAAAGUGGGAAACGAUCGCGAAGCUCUGGGUGAAGAUAUUGAUGUACGCCGCGAGCCAAUGCAGAGGGGAUCGUCAUGCUGGGCAGCUGAGGCGAGGGGGAGAGCUUCUGACCCAUGUUUGGCUCCUGAUGGCUCAUUUCGGCCUGACUGAUCAUUUCCAGAUGACCCAAGGCCAGGCCAUUGCUAAGCUCAUAUUGAAAUAG